Molecule: messenger RNA, 5859 nt
Organism: Dufourea novaeangliae
Lineage: Eukaryota; Metazoa; Arthropoda; Insecta; Hymenoptera; Halictidae
Gene: Nup188
Product: nucleoporin NUP188 homolog
Exons: 5
Coding region: 1-5712 (1903 amino acids)
Biological process (GO): RNA export from nucleus; protein import into nucleus
Cellular component (GO): nuclear pore inner ring
Molecular function (GO): structural constituent of nuclear pore
Source: RefSeq, a predicted model, not a curated record
AUGGACAGACAAACUGUAGAAAAUUUGCCUUAUUGUAAAGAGUUGUGGUUCUUAAUAUCCGAUACGGUAUGCCGAUGCGAGAAACAACUCGUUGAGGAUGAAAUUAAAAAGGAGACAAAACUGCUCAAAGAGGGUCUCUUAUUCUUCAAGCCUUACACAGAAAGCUCUCUAGAGAAUAUACCAAAAAAUGAUCCUUCUCCUCGAAUGUACGAAUUAAUUAGCAAACUUGCUCCUCUCUUGAAUUUAGAUGCUACUCUUACAUGGGAUCUAGUUUGUAAUUUCAUAAAGUAUGAAUAUCGCAAUUGCACAGAAACCUUUGCAUCUCAGCUCAUAGAUUUCACCUCAAUGAAAGCAUUGAUAGAUGAUAUUUGGGAUUUUUAUUAUUCAGAAAGAAUGACAUUGAUAAAGUGCCUUAAACUUAUGGUAGAAUACAAAGACAAGGAACAUCGUUAUCAGAAGGAAUUUACAAAAUUUUUUGAUGACAUUUUAUUUGGAACGCUUCUUGAAUCUAUCAGAAAGCAGAUAGAAAUGUUGAAGACUAUGAAUCCACCUGUUAAAUCGCAGCUGUGUACAGAGGAGUAUUUGCACAGGCUGUACAACAGUAGUCUCGUCGAAAUGCGGGAGUUACUUCAUAUAUUGACAGUCAUUAUUCAUGAUAUACAUAUCGCCGAUACUGAAUUUAUGAAAUUAUAUGAAAGUACCGGGGGAGAACCGAGACGCUUGGCGAGUACGAAAAGUCACGAGGACAAAAAAGCAAUUGCCAGGAAAAUCAAAGAUAUUCAUCGUAGCCAAGCGGCUUUAUUUUUAGUAGCAUUAGAUGUAAGAAAACACACCGACAUGGAAGAUUGGGUGCAGAGCGUAAGAAAAAGUAUACAAGAAACCUUCGAACAAAAAUGUAUUCGCGAUAAUUCUCCGCAGGAUAGUCCCCUUUUUCUAUCAUGGAUGUUAGCGAACUACGCUAUCGAACCUGACAAUGUCGAUACGAUGAAUCGAUUUCGGCCAUUUGGUAUUAAAGCCAUACAGCUUAACGUUUUUCAUUACCUGCAAGACUUGAUGAACAGCGAAAUGAUUUGCGAGAAAACUCAUUACGCGGAGGUUGUGCAUAGCAGCGUGUACAAUCUUCUUACCUUGGUGUGCGCUUUUGUCGGCGAGGAUAAACUCAGCGUUCUGAACGGCAUUUUCGAUGCUGUGGCCGCUACGAUACAGUUUCCCGAAACUGCAGCCCGAUUUUGGCAAGAUCGCGACGAGGGAUUGUUGUUGAUCUACAAAUUUGCUGUCGAACAAUUUCCGUACGAGUUCGAGCCUCUGACGAAUAUCGCGAUCGGACUGGCAAGCGCCUCCGAAUCGAGUGCCGAAAAAAUUGCCGUAGAGUUGGAAAAUUUACAGUCGUUAACGCUGGAGGUGCCGCGUCAACGAGAUCACAACAAACCGUUGAAACCUUACGAACAGGAAUGUGUCAUUCACAAAAACUCAUACACAAUAUCGGAAGAUUCUGUCCGCGAGAAUAUACGCAUACUGUCAAGUGAUCGGGAAGUGGUAAUAUUUCGGGAAAAAGCGAGCUACUGGGACGCUUUGCAUCACAAGAUAGAACAACUGUUUUCACAGGCUGGUGGCAGAAUUACAAGCGACACUGAAAUGAAUAAAAAUCUGCCCGAGAACGUUUCACAGGGCUUAAAGCUGCUGAAAACACUGGCUAAAUGUAUAGGAAUACGGCAGACUAUGGUUAUUCCGACGGAAUUAAGUUUCGAAAUUAUCAAUAGAUUUUCUUACCCAGUAUUACCCGAAGACAAAAUGUACAUAUACAAGAUAGUUGCAGCGUGUAUCAGUAUCUCCUCCGAACUAGUUCUCGAGUACCCCGAAGAAAUUCUUGCCCGAAUGCGUGCGGGCGUUUAUCCGAGAUUCAAUAACCGUUACCAAAAGACACUGGACUUCGCGGAAGCGGUUUCUUUCGAUGGCGGUAUAAUUGCAUCCUGGCUGUCCGCCAUAGAAACGAUCUCUCAUUCGUAUCCGAUUUUGAAUGCGUAUCUGGAUAUCUUAUCGAAAUAUUUAAUCAGAAAAUACAACGAAGAAGCUUUGUACACGGUCGAAAUACCUGGAAUGGUGUUUUUACUCCAAGGAGUUUUACCGAAAUUGGAUUCCUGGUAUUUCGAUUCGGACGCUGAAAGGACCGACCUAUGGCUGAAAAGUAUGUUUUGCCUUCACAGAGCGCUCGAAACUAGUCUGCCGAAAGAAGAUAUCCGAAAUGAAUUGCAGCUUGUCGUCGCCUAUAGUCUACUGUAUUUGGAACCAAGACACGCGUUGCUGAAAUUGAUCCGCACCGGUGAGCGUACUCUGCACAAUAAAAUGAUGGCAGAAACAGAUUGGAUUCGGGGAAACGGAUUCAAGGCGAUCAAAAGCGUACAGCUGGCCCUGUCGGUGGUAAAUAGAUUAUUGAUAUUCCGAAAAUCGUUGGGUCUAGAGACUGGAGACAGAUCACCGCUGGAAGCCGCCCUGUAUUCGUCGCCUCGCGUGCCUAAUGGUCUUCUGAUAGUACCUACGAUCGUUAGUUACCUUUACGUAUGGUUCAGCCCGCCGUUGCAAGCGAUGGCUGUUAGGCUGUUGAAAAAGUUUGCUGAAGGAUCGUCGAUGUCUCUGCUCGUCUGCAUGGGAAUGGACGGUACAGCUAUACGGGAAACUUUCGCGUCUCGUAGAGGACUCAUGUCACCGACUUGUGUUGCGGACGUUAAAGUGGCCAUUCUUGAAUUGGUCGCGAUUUGUCUGGAAAAGCAACCUGGAUUAACGGAAGCUCUCUUUAAUAUCGUACAUCCGGCAGAGUGCAACCGAAUUUUCCCCCGUUCGGUCGAGGAAUUCUUCACGGAAGGAUGUCGACAAUUUUUAGACAAAUAUUUGAAUCGGAUCUACGAGAAGGAGGACAUCGUGCGCGACAAAUUGUACAAUAGCACGAUGGCACUGCUGCGAGCGAUGUGGUAUCAUAGAAACGAGAUUCUCGUGAAUUUCUUUCGAAAACGAGAAAAGUUCUGGACUCACUUGUUUGCCCCACUUUUCCGCGAUCUAGUACCGGGGGCGAAAGGCUACUCUCAUCUGUUGGAUAUUAUCACGUUGGAGUUGUUCAAGAACUCUUUGCUCGAAGACGAUUUUUCCAUGAAUCUGAGAAAACUUAUGGACAAGUCGAAAAAUUACUGGAAGAAGUUAGCAAUCUAUAUACUAGAAGAUGUACAGUCGGUCGACGAAAUAUCGAAGAGUUACGAAAAACAGGACAGCAGUAUCGUUGGUUCGUUAUACGAGACCAAUUUGGAGUCUUGGUACAAUUUCAUCGUCACGUUAACAGAUGAAAGGAUCGCGAGUAAUUAUCCUGUGAACGUGAUUCAAGCGCAGUUAAUAACGCAACGCUCUUUAGAAUCGCUUGUGGAACGAGUGAAACAAUCACACGACCUAAGCGGUCGAAAAGUUACGAUGUUAUUAGCUUCGUUGUCUCUUCGAUGCAUCACCUCUUGGAAACAGAUGUGCGUGGACGACUCGAGAAUUUUCAAAUCGGGAUUGACGCAGUUGAUGCAAGAGAUCGGACAAGCCUAUCGCAGCUACGGGAAGUCGCUGCGUCAGACACUAAUGUCUUUGCUCCUCGGAUGUGUACAGUGCGUGAAAAGCACGUUGCGCGAGGAUGCGACGAGUCUCGAGUAUCUUUUAGCGCAUUCGUGCACAAUCGCCGCGAGCGAGUUAGAAGAAUUAAAGGAAGCUGCGAUACAGUUUGAGAAACGGAAGCAGCAGCAGCCGAUCGUGCGAACAGUCGACGACAAGGGAACGAUCGGUAGCGUGAACGCGCAGAAAAACGCUGACGAGAGAAACGCGGAGACCCUUCGUGGAAUACGGGAGAGCUUACCGGCUACGUUGGCCGUUUGUAUGGUCACGCAAUUGUUGCGCUCCUACGUGGAACGAAGCACGCUUUCGAAACAUCAAAGGAAAUCCGGUUGCGUGCAACUUCGGCAAAUGAUACCUGAACUGAUGGCGUGUAUCGGUAUCACUAUGCAGAAAUAUCCGUAUAUAAGAUUCAGCACGGCUGCUCUUAACCUGCUCAAUUUAAUGAUUCGCUCGCCGUACACGUUGCAUCCGAUCAACGAUAACGACAUCGUCAAGUUGUGGUUGAGUUUGAUUCCACCCGCGGAAAUAGACAACAGCAUGUUGAACUCGUUGUACGAUGACCGCUCGAACGGAAAAUGGCGAUGUCAGGAUUGGUGGCCACUUUACACCCUUGGCCUCGAAUUCCUAACAGGACUUGUCACGAGAGAAACGCCCACCGUUUACAUUAAAUCUAUCGUAAUGUUCCUAAACUCGCACGAGUAUCAGCUGAUGGUUACGUCGACGUUGUUGAGACACACCGCCGAUCUUUUGGCUGCCGACUUGGUGCAAUCACUCGUUGCGCUCAUUCACACUAUGGCGACGCAACCGUACGUUUGGAACUCCAUACAGCCGAACGUUUGCGAGACAUUAAUAAAGUGUAUGUAUUUGGCGUACGACAACACGGUGAACUUACUGUUGCGACCGCGGAUUCUCAAAUUCAUCACCGAUGGUAUAAGCGUGGAAAGCGCCGAAGAGUUGGAAUCGUGCGACAAACGAUUGCCUAGCGCCGAGUUAAAACAUUUGGUGAACAAAUUGAUAGUUAUAAACACGACUUGCGCGCUCAGCUUCGUUCGCUUCUCACCGAGGCUGAACACUCUCGUGGAUACUAUAUAUACGCAAGACUUUUGGUACACUCCGAUGGCCGAAAUGAAUUUCGGCCCUCCUCAGAUGAGCAUGAGCUCGGGUCCUCGUUUAACUUACGGAACGAUAAUAAGCUCGACCCAACUGUUUACGCAAGCCCUUCAUUCGCGAUCACAAUCCGUAAGUUCUUCGUCCGUCUCUUUCGGCAGCCAGUCCGAUAAAAUGGACUCCGCCAAGAGGGAAUGGGAGCACGCGACGCCUGAGGACCGUCGAAUGCAUUCCAGCAAAGAUCUGAGAAGAAUCAUCCACGCUGCUUCUGGUUCGGCCUCGAGAUCAUCGUCCAACGUGGGCGGGGACUUUUUAGGAUACGUGAGCGGUCUCGAUGUAACUGUGCCCCUGUUGAGCAGUCCACGACUCGUCAGAAGACCUUACGAUCCUCUCAUCUGCGAGAACACCAUUCUCUCGAGGGCAACCGCUUUAACAACCGGAAGACACGUAACGAAAGGAGGAGGCGGUACACCCGCCGGAGGCAACGGCAGCCCCGUUGUCGCUAAGUAUCACAAGUUCAGCGAUCCGUGGUUCGAAUCUAUGGACGAGAAUAAUACGCGACUAGCACUCGAAGUUAAUCUCGUUUUAAUAUUGUGUCAAGCUUUGGAGGGUGUCCGAAGUCCACGAAUCGCCCUUCGAGAUCGCCAGCUGAUAGCACGCGAAACGGUCACGGAAUUGGGGGUAUUCUUUGAUUUCCUUGAACAUCGAGGCACACCGGACAACUGGAAGGUCGAAGGAUCAUUGAUUAACGCUGACGCCAGAAGCGUAAGAGCGAUCGAUCAGGCAAUCGAUCCGAGUCAAGCUAUUCUACCCGCGAGAUUAAUGGAGACAGAGGGUCGUAAUCUUGAGGAGAACGUUUUUACUACCGGAAGAUUCACGACCAAUGUCAGUAGUGUGCAGUUUUUGCCCUUGAUGGGAAAGUUGCUAAAAUCAGUCGUGGAGUCUUUAGAUUUAACGCAAUACCGAUAGCGAUAAACUAUAUUCAUUGAGAAUCGACAGAGAAGAAAAUACGAAGAAAGGAAAAAGACGAACCAGGUCGGUAGUGUAUAAAAGAAAUAAUAAUUUCGGCAUUUCGUGUAUGUGAAGCUCAUAAUAAAGUAACAAUUUUUAUUAUAA